CCCGCCCCCUGGGUGCUCAAAAUCGGAGGGAACCUGGGCGAGGCUUUCGGGCAGGACGGGUCUGAGAAUUCUUCACCCUUGCCCCAAGACUAGCAGCUAGAACCUCAGGUUGAAAAACAGGACCUUCAGAAAGCAAGGUUGUCCAGACUCGGCCUGUGUUUUUGGGGAGGUGGUUGAGAUCGCCCAGGUCUUGAGGCUACUGGUGCCCACGUGAAGAGGUGUAGGCUAUCUGCAUUCGGAUCCUUACAAACCCCGCUUUCCGCUCUGGUAGAUGGGACCUGCUCUGCAGAGGCUGAGCUUGUCUGCAUCCUCGACGGACUCUCAACCGUGAAAGCAAAGAAGAGCCCUUGCCCACCCAUUGCCCUUGCCCCAUCUGGGGGUCACCUCUGUCUGUCGGGUCCUCAGCCCCAGUGGCAGCCGAGUCCGACAAAGGAGCAGGACUAUGAUGCUGGCAUCAGUGCUGGGGAGUGGCCCUCGGGGCGGGCCUUCACUCCGGCCCCUCUUGGGGUCUGCACUUUCACUCCGGGCUCGCUCGACAUCAGCCACGGAUACACACCAAGUGGAGAUGGCUCGGGAGCGUUCCAAGACCGUCACGUCCUUUUACAACCAGUCAGCCAUUGACGUGGCAGCAGAGAAGCCCUCAGUCCGCCUCACUCCCACUAUGAUGCUCUAUUCUGGCCGCUCUCAGGAUGGCAGCCACCUUCUGAAAAGUGGCCGGUACCUGCAGCAAGAGCUGCCAGUGAGGAUCGCUCACCGCAUCAAGGGCUUUCGUAGCCUUCCUUUCAUCAUUGGCUGUAACCCCACGAUAUUGCAUGUGCAUGAACUUUACAUCCGGGCCUUCCAGAAGCUAACAGAUUUCCCUCCGAUCAAGGACCAGGCAGACGAGGCCCAGUAUUGUCAGCUGGUGCGACAGCUGCUAGAUGACCACAAGGAUGUGGUGACCCUCUUAGCUGAGGGCCUGCGUGAGAGCCGGAAGCACAUAGAGGAUGAAAAGCUGGUCCGUUACUUCUUGGACAAAACGCUGACUUCAAGGCUUGGGAUCCGAAUGUUGGCCACUCAUCACCUGGCGCUGCAUGAGGACAAGCCGGACUUUGUUGGCAUCAUCUGUACUCGUCUCUCACCAAAGAAGAUUAUUGAAAAGUGGGUGGAUUUUGCAAGACGCCUGUGUGAACACAAGUAUGGCAAUGCCCCCCGUGUCCGCAUCAAUGGACAUGUGGCUGCCCGUUUCCCCUUCAUUCCUAUGCCACUGGACUAUAUCCUGCCUGAGCUGCUCAAGAAUGCCAUGAGAGCCACGAUGGAGAGUCACCUAGACACUCCAUACAAUGUCCCAGAUGUGGUCAUCACCAUCGCCAACAAUGAUAUUGAUCUCAUCAUCAGGAUUUCAGACCGGGGUGGAGGAAUUGCUCACAAAGACCUGGAUCGGGUCAUGGACUACCACUUCACCACUGCUGAGGCCAGCACCCAGGAUCCCCGGAUCAGUCCUCUCUUCGGCCACCUGGACAUGCACAGUGGCGGCCAGUCAGGACCCAUGCACGGCUUUGGCUUCGGGUUGCCCACAUCGCGGGCCUAUGCAGAGUACCUUGGUGGGUCCCUGCAGCUGCAGUCCCUGCAGGGCAUUGGCACAGAUGUCUACCUGCGGCUCCGCCACAUCGAUGGUCGGGAGGAGAGCUUCCGAAUCUGACCUGCCACACUCCUUGCCAGGACC
Messenger RNA from Castor canadensis (American beaver), 1705 nucleotides. Lineage: Eukaryota; Metazoa; Chordata; Mammalia; Rodentia; Castoridae. The record is from RefSeq and is a predicted model, not a curated record.